Messenger RNA from Drosophila busckii, 1299 nucleotides. It is a transcript of the gene Acat2, whose product is annotated as acetyl-CoA acetyltransferase. The record is from RefSeq and is a predicted model, not a curated record. Gene Ontology annotation, molecular function: acetyl-CoA C-acetyltransferase activity. NCBI's taxonomy places the organism in Eukaryota, Metazoa, Arthropoda, Insecta, Diptera, Drosophilidae. Gene Ontology annotation, biological process: fatty acid beta-oxidation. The coding region runs from base 67 to 1245 and encodes 392 amino acids. The transcript has 5 exons.
AAGUUCUUUUAUUGUAUAUUUAUCACUGAAAUAAUAAACAAACGACGGUAGAAAUAAUUGCGAACCAUGUCUGACGUGUUCAUUGUUGCCGCAGCUAGAACCCCCAUUGGUAGCUUCAAUGGUACACUUUCUAAAUUGAAAGCCUCUGAUCUAGGCAGUGUGGUUAUUCAAGAGGUUCUGAAGCGGGCAAAUGUCGCGCCACAACAUGUCAACGAGGUGAUCAUGGGCCAGACACUAACAGCUGGCCAGGGUCAGAAUCCCGCGCGUCAAGCGGCGAUAAAGGCAGGCCUGCCAAUUGAAGUGCCUGCUUUUGGCAUAAAUAUGCUCUGCGGUUCCGGUCUGAAAACUGUUGCACUGGGGUAUCAAGCCAUACGUUCCGGAGAUGCACAAAUUGUAUUGGCUGGCGGGCAGGAAAGUAUGUCUCUGGCGCCUCAUGUAAUGCACUUGAGGCAGGGCGUUAAGAUGGGCACAGGCUCACUGAUAGAUUCCAUGAUUAACGAUGGUCUUACGGACGCAAUGGAUCUUAUACACAUGGGUGUCACAGCUGAGAAUCUAGCUGAGCGGUAUCAAAUUAGUCGUGAGGCGCAAGAUGCAUACGCUGUAGAGUCACAAAAGCGUGCAGAGCAAGCACAAUCCAAUGGCUGGUUUGAUGCAGAGAUCGUUCCUGUAGAAAUCAAAGAUCGUAAGGGCUCGCAAAUGUUUGCCAAGGAUGAGUACAUCAAGUCCGGCAGCAGCAUCGAGGCUCUGCAGAAACUGCGAGCUGCGUUCAAAGAAGGUGGCACUGUCACUGCCGGUAAUGCAUCGGGUGUCAAUGAUUCAGCAGCGGCAUUAUUACUAAUGUCUGGCGAGGAACUGCAAAAGCGUCAGCUCAAGCCACUGGCUAAAAUUGUGGGCUGGACGCAGAGCGGAAUUGAGCCUGCGGUUAUGGGCAUAGGUCCAGUAACAGCAGUGGAAGCGCUGCUGAGCAAAGUGGGCUGGCAACGCGACCAAGUGGACCUCUAUGAACUGAACGAAGCAUUCGCUGCGCAAUCUCUCGCCGUGCUGCAAUGCCUGGAGUUGGAUGCAAGCAAAGUAAAUGUAAAUGGUGGUGCUAUUGCUUUGGGACACCCAAUUGGUGCAUCGGGUGCACGUGUACUGGUCACAUUGCUCUACGCACUGAAGCGCACAGGCGGACGUCGUGGCAUUGCCUCGCUCUGCAUUGGUGGUGGCAUGGGCAUCGCUCUCGCCGUCGAGCGGCUGGAGUAGAAUUUCAGGUGAACUAAUUAAAAUAGUUCCUGCCUGUUUAGUCUGUUACGCAUA